AUGAACGCUCUCUUCUACCCGGACAGUGGUGCACCUGCUCCCGUGUGCGCUCUGCCGUCUACCCCUCACCCUCCGGUGGUCAGCAGCGCUCUGAGGAACGACCUGGGCUCCAACAUCCACGUCCUCAAGACUCUCAACCUGCGAUUCCGCUGCUUUCUCGCCAAAGUCCACGAGCUGGAGAGACGGAAUAAACUUUUGGAAACUCAGCUGCAGCAGGCUCAGCAAAGGCACCAGUAUCGCUCGCUUUACGUCCGGGAUGUGGCGGUGCAGACAGAUGGGCCCGGGUCCAAGAUGCCCGGGACCAUUUGGAGUUUCACCCACGUCCGGAGGCAGGGGGAGAGGGUGGAGACGGUACAGGGGCCUGGGGUAACGUGGUCGCACCCGGACGGAGUAGGGGUGCAGAUCGACACCAUUACGCCUGAGUUGAGGGCUCUGUACAACGUCCUGGCUAAAGUCAAGAGGGAGAGGGACGAAUACAAGAGACGGUGA
Molecule: messenger RNA, 489 nt
Organism: Knipowitschia caucasica
Lineage: Eukaryota; Metazoa; Chordata; Actinopteri; Gobiiformes; Gobiidae
Source: the annotation of a GenBank genome assembly